Messenger RNA from Scatophagus argus, 1873 nucleotides. Its product is annotated as 5'-3' exoribonuclease 1-like. The record is from RefSeq and is a predicted model, not a curated record. NCBI's taxonomy places the organism in Eukaryota, Metazoa, Chordata, Actinopteri, Scatophagidae. The coding region runs from base 54 to 1241 and encodes 395 amino acids. The transcript is spliced from 6 exons.
UGAUUUUGUUAUGUUAAUGUGUGUCAUAGAAGGGGACCCUGGUCCUGAAGGAGAUGCUAAAGAUUGACAGUACUGGAACAGGAAGCCUCUCUUCCCAGGAGGCAGCCAACAGCUCCGCCCCUGGUGGCCAGCAGCAGAACAGGAGACGAUCGUCCAAGAAACUAGCAGCUAAUAUGAACGCCCCUCAUGGCGACACAGCUGUAUUAGCUUCUCCCACAUCAGUCACCUCUGCCAACCACACCAACGCUGUGCUGACCAGUAAGGUGUCAGAGCUGGCACGUGUCUGUGUGGGGUUAGGAAUGGCACCACCCGAGUUCAGCUACAUAGGCAACAGACAGGGUGUAGUAGUGUGUCAGGUGAAGCUGUCCAACGGGUUGAUGGUUCACGGCCCUCAGUGCCAAUCAGAAAAUGAUGCCAAGGAGAAAGCUGCCUUCUUUGCCCUCCAACGUCUGAACUCGUUGGGAUCAGGCUCCCCCCUCCCACCUCCUAUAUACCCAGGAGUGGGUCAGAUUCGGCCCCCACCCAUAGGAGCCAUGCCCCCAGUCUUCAGCCAACAAGGUGGUCUGCUGUUACCUCCCCAGGGCUACGCCCCUGCCCCGCUGUGGGGAAUGACGCCACCUCCUCACCACCACCAAAACCAACCUUUCUAUGGAGCAGCGGGAACUUUCCCUGGUUCUUCCCACCACCAGCCUGCAGCAGCACUGCCCAUCGGCUCACAUAACCAGUUUAUUCCAUUACAGGUGACUAAGAAGCGAGUCUCAGCCAACAAGAAGAAACAGGAAACUCAAGAGUUCUACAGCGCCAGCCAAACCGUGGCCAAGCAUCAAUCACAGAAAGCCCAGAAGCAGCCCUCUGGCCAAUCACAGGCUCAAAGCGGUGACGUCAUCCCGCCACACCAACAUACUGCCAACAGCAUCCAACCAACCUCCUCUCCCAGUCCAGGUCUAGCGGACACUGUUUCUACGACGACGGCAGCCCCACACACGCCCGUUAGAAUCAGUGAGGUCAGUGUGUUUUUUUGCAAAAGUUACAACUUUUGGGCAUCAGACAUUGUCUCUGCUAUUUGCAUGAAGUAUGAAUUAAUAAACAAGUCUAGAAAAAAUAAUGGCAAACAGAUACUGAAGUGUAAAACUAGUAACAUUAAUUCAGCAAGAAAAAAGAAACCGAAACACAGAGGAUCUCGUGUGUUCUUCAGGCACGGUAAGGUUGGCUUUCCCUGCACAUUCAACACAUUCUGUUGAAAACACUGGUUGCUUUAUGCUCAUAUUUUUCUUUCUGGUUUUUGUUUGUUUUUCUUGACAGCUUGAAUUGUGUUGGUUUGGUGUCAAAAUGUGGCUGUAAACUGUAUUCCUCAGACCCUGCUAAUGCCUCAUUCUGAAGGAGACAUACUGUAUGUGCUUGAGCCCAUUAACAACAUGUAUUUGCUCUCCCGUCUCCAAAGAAAAUUGGCUUCUCUCUGGGUCAGCUUUUCUUUUCCUGGACACUUUAUGAGACAGUUACCAUUAAUGUGACUGACUGCAACCACUCAGCUGGAGCCAGACACUAGCCAGGGAUCCCUGUGUUGCCAUAUCAUCGAACUCGUGAAGCUGCUCGGAUUAGCAGCCAAAUGUCUUCAAGCCAAAUCUUCACAAAUCCAGACGCCUUGCUUUAACUCUUUGAGUGAAUAUGACCUUAAUGACUGAGAAUCUCCACAGAUAUGAUGACAAGGUUUGAUAACAAAUCUCAUACAUGAUUGAACUUUAGCUGCUGCCCAUUUAAGAUUCCUUACAAUGUUUGCACUUUGCAAGUUAUUUGACCAACAUGUACUCUGCAUAUGUAAAUGACUCACCUGUAAAUCUUUUAUGAACUUAAUACAUUGAUGUUUUAUCUGGAA